ACCUGCUUCCAUCCCCCUUCAACAAAUCGAUUACCCCAGUCCGUUCAACGACAAAAAUCAUCCAAGAUGGGUAAGGUUCACGGUUCUCUCGCCCGUGCCGGUAAGGUCAAGGCCGCCACUCCUAAGGUUGAGCCCCAGGAGAAGAAGAAGAACCCCAAGGGUCGCGCCUACAAGCGUGUCCUGUACACCCGCCGUUUCGUCAACGUUACCAUGACCGGUGGCAAGCGCAAGAUGAACCCCAACCCCGGCUCUUAAGUUGGUGCGCGUCGAUA
This is a messenger RNA of Penicillium malachiteum, 272 nucleotides long. RefSeq names its product 40S ribosomal eS30 domain-containing protein. Gene Ontology annotation, cellular component: cytosolic small ribosomal subunit; ribosome. The record is from RefSeq and is a predicted model, not a curated record. Lineage: Eukaryota; Fungi; Ascomycota; Eurotiomycetes; Eurotiales; Aspergillaceae. The transcript is spliced from 3 exons. The annotation marks the transcript as partial. Gene Ontology annotation, biological process: translation. Gene Ontology annotation, molecular function: structural constituent of ribosome.